GGGAUUUAUGGGGUCCACUAAUUCUUUGCCUGGCUCUGGCUAUAUUAUUAAGUGUGAGAGCGCCAGCUGACCAAGAAAUUUUGGUUUUCACUGGUGUCUUUGUUAUUGUGUGGUUUGGUGCUGCAAUUGUGACAAUAAAUGCUAAACUCCUUGGUGGUACUGUUUCAUUCUUUCAAAGUGUGUGCAUUCUCGGAUAUUGUAUCUUUCCUUUGGUGCUGAUUGCAUUUAUUGCAGUAUUUGUUGGAAAAAAAGUUUAUAUACGAUUACCUCUGUGUAUUAUUGCGUUCGCCUGGUCGUCUUACGCAUCUGUGAAUUUUCUCUCGUCUUCACACUUGGCGAAUCGUCGGGCUUUGGCCGUAUAUCCAUUAUUCUUGUUCUAUUUUAUCAUCGGUUGGAUGCUGCUAUAA
Acaulospora morrowiae is the source of this 407-nucleotide messenger RNA. Lineage: Eukaryota; Fungi; Glomeromycota; Glomeromycetes; Diversisporales; Acaulosporaceae. The record is from the annotation of a GenBank genome assembly.